CCCCAGUUCCAGUUGGCACUUAUUGGAAAUACUCUAUCCUUGGAACAUUUUCAAAGCUUAUUUGCUUCUACAUGGUGAUGGGCGUCCCUACCGUCAUGCUGAAGGAGAGAAGUUAAGGUACCAGGUCCUCGCCCUAGCAUACGAGCCCCGCCUGUAGCACCACUCAAAUCCGCAUGUACGGGAGGACCUCAGCCUUACCUUUGAGGUUGACAGGCUAUUGAUGGCACAGUCAUUGAGGACCUACCAAGGAUGACGGCAUCAGAGCAUGGCAACAGCUAUGGUCUUAAAGACCAGGCCUCCCUUGUCCGGGGCCCUCAUAAGGCGUCCGUUGGUCUUUUGUCUCAUGCUCGACUUGAUUCAUGCGAUCUUGCAUGCCGCUUGUCGUCAACAUGCUGGUACCGAUCUUGCUUCAGAUCUUGUUCCUGGCGCAGCAAGCAAUUUCUGUUGUCCCCUGUGGCGGAUAUCGUCCGGACUAUGAGCUCGUUGCUACAGCACAGAACAUUACUAUCAAUUGCCAAACGCGGUAUUCUGUCAUAUUCAAUGGCACCACACCUGGACCGCCACUGUACAUGAAGGAGAACUACACGACAUGGGUCAGAGUCUGGAACAGAAUACAGGAUCAGAAUCUCACUGUGCAUUGGCAUGGCUUGAGUCAACGAACCUCUCCGUUCUCCGAUGGUACACCGGAAGUCUCACAAUGGCCUAUCGCAUCCAACGAGUACUUUGACUACGCAAUCACGCCCGAGAUAGGCGACGCUGGAUCAUACUUUUACCAUUCUCACGUGGGAUUCCAGGCAAAUACCGCUCAAGGGGUGAUUAUUGUCGAAGACUUGGAAUCCGUGCCAUACAACUACAGUCAGGAUACCAGCUUGUUGAUCCAGGAUUAUUUUGCCAAGAAUGACACCGUGAUAGAGCAAGGCCUGGUCGCCAAUCCGUUCAAAUGGUCAGGCGAACCAUAUUCGAUACAGAUCAAUGGCUUGAGCGGUAACUCUUCCUUCACGAAUGCCUCCGAUGCUUCUUGCACACCAUAUGUCAUCAACGUGGCCCCAGGAUCAACCUCCAGACUACGUUUUAUUAGUGCCACCGCACUCUCGCUCGUCACACUCGGCAUUGAAGAUCAUGAAAACCUGACAAUCAUCGAAGCAGACGGCGAGUAUACGAAGCCAUGGAGUACUGACCACCUUCAGCUCGGCAGUGGACAACGUUUUAGUGUUCUUUUCAAGGCGAAGACCCAGGCGGAACUUGAGGCGCUCAAUAAGACGAGCUUUUGGAUUCGUUAUGAGAGUCGCGAUCGGCCCACAAAUGUCACUGGUUAUGCUUUAUUGCACUAUAACACCAGUGGCUCUAGCCUUCCCUCCGACUUACCGUCGAACUCUCCGGUUACUCUUCCGCAAGACGUAAACAGCUGGGCGGAAUACUCGCUCGAAGCGCUCAAACCACUCGAAGCGUUUCCAAAGCUUUCUGAUGUCACGAGGACAGUCUACAUCACCAUGCAGCAGGUUAUGAAGGUGGGUUCAUAUAAGAACGGUACAAUCAAUGGCACAUUGCAAUGGGAAGAAGACGAUCUCAUCUGGCAAACGGAAGUGCGACAAUCCAACAACAGCUUGCCAUAUCUGGUACAAGUGUACCUUACGGGCCAAACACCAAAUUACACAGCCGCCAUUGAGAAUGGAGGCUGGGAUCCGUACAGCAAUGCUUUUCCCGCAUUGCCUGGUGAGGUUCUCGACAUUGUCUGGCUGAGUAACAACGGUCCGACGGGAGGCUGGGAUUUCCAUCCAAUGCACGCUCAUGGAAAGCAUUAUUUCGACUUAGGCUCUGGGAACGGGACGUACAAUGCCACUGCCAAUGAGGUACGUUUCGGGAACUAUACCCCAGCAAGGCGCGAUACGACCAUGCUUUACCGCUACGCGACUUCUGGCGUACCAGAGACCACCGCAGGAUGGCGGGCGUGGCGUAUAAGGAUCACCGAGGACGAUGUUGGCGCAUGGAUGAUGCACUGCCAUAUAUUGCAGCAUAUGAUAAUGGGCAUGCAGACAGUUUGGGUGUUUGGUAAUACAAGCUCGAUCCUGGCGAGAUUUCCCACACAACCAUAUGUGAAUGGCUAUUUGAAUUAUGGAGGUGAUGCAUUUGGAAAUGAUACUUACGAUCCGCUUGUCAAUCUGUUUGCUUCUGAGAACCAGACGAAGAUAUGAACUCGCGGGGCGAAGUAGCCCGCCAUCCAUGUAAUGACGAGCAUGCAUCAUCUUUCCAAGAGCACAUCAAAAGGGAGACAUAUAGCUAAUAGACAUUUUUGCUGCACUGAAUGUGUUUGAGGAGGAUAGAGGUGUCA
Molecule: messenger RNA, 2329 nt
Organism: Exophiala viscosa
Lineage: Eukaryota; Fungi; Ascomycota; Eurotiomycetes; Chaetothyriales; Herpotrichiellaceae
Product: L-ascorbate oxidase
Exons: 7
Coding region: 360-2192 (610 amino acids)
Molecular function (GO): oxidoreductase activity; copper ion binding
Source: RefSeq, a predicted model, not a curated record